GUUGCGUAGGAAAGGGAGUGCUUGGAGCCAUUUUGUGUCAAAAGUCAGCGUCUGUGUUAUUCAAUUCUCUUCUGUGAGUAUUUGGAGAAAGGAACAGUCAGUUUUCAACCUCCGAGAACCUGUUCAUUUGCUUUUUCAUGCCUCUUAGCAACCAGAAUAAAUCCCAUUUCCUCAGGAGAAAGUUUUCACUCUCAUUAGUCAUAACCUCUUAAUUAUCAUAAAAAAAAACCUAUAACCCUCUCACACAUACAUACAACAAAAUUCCUAGAUUUGCAUGUAUAUAUCUUUAUAAACUCUGCAAAUUAGAGGCUACAAGAAGUCUAUGUUCCAAAACAUGGCACUGCUAAUUUCAUCCUAAUUUUGAAGCCUUUUUCUCUAAGGAAAAAGCAUGUGCAAUAUCCUUGGCACAAUUAUGGAGAACUAUCAAGGUGAUUUAAGUGACAUAAUUCGUGCUAGUGGUGCAUCAUAUGGCAGUUGCAGCACGGGAACUUCAUCAUCUGAAGCUGCUAAUCCCUUCUCUCGUAAUUAUCACUUGCAGUUCUCUUCUGAUCCCACGAUUUUCUCUUCUGUUUUGGAAGGGUUUAAUAGCAACUUUGGUGAUCCAUUUUCAAAUAUGAGAGAUCCCUUUCUACACGAGCUUGAUUUGCCUCUCUCUGCCUAUUUUAAUAGCACAAGUUCAUCUGCAGAAAUUAAGAGUUCUGGGGCAUUGGAAGAAGCAACUUGUUUUGGUGGUGGGGUUGUUGCUGGUAGUAGUAGUAGUAGUAAUAGUUGUGUUUUGGCACAGAAGAUUCUUGAUGAGGAUGAUAUGAGAAGGCCAUGUAACAGCAUAUUGUCAAACAUGAUUCAGAUCUCUCCCAAUGAUAAGUUACCCAUCUCGCCAGUGGUGGAUUCUUUGUCAAGGCCAUUCAAGCCUUCUGGUGCGGUUUCAGGUCACAACAUGAUUGAUGCAAAGACCUCUUCAGAUUAUUGCUUGGUGGACAACACAAAAGUGCAGAUCUCAUCUCCAAGGAAUCCAGGUCUUAAGAGAAGAAAGAGCCUGGCAAAGAAGUCGAUUUGUGUUCCUGCACCAGCUGCACCAAACAGCAGACAAAGUGGCGAGGUAGUUCCUUCUGAUCUGUGGGCUUGGAGAAAAUAUGGUCAGAAACCCAUUAAAGGUUCUCCAUAUCCAAGGGGUUACUAUAGAUGCAGCAGCUCAAAGGGUUGUCCUGCAAGGAAACAAGUUGAGAGGAGCAGAACAGACCCUAACAUGUUGGUCAUUACUUACACGUCAGAGCACAACCAUCCAUGGCCAACACACAGAAAUGCUCUCGCUGGUUCAUCUCGAUCCCAACCAUCAAAAAACAACAACAUUGCUGCUUCAAAGAAUGAGGAAGAAGAGGAGGAGGAGAGCAAUAGUGACAGCAAUAAAGUAAAUAACAAUGUCUUUGUGAGGGAGGAAGAGAAGCAGCUUGAGAUGGAUGAUGUAGAAUUCUGUGAUAUUGGAGUCCCUUAUUACAGGCCAAUAUCUAAGAUGAAUAACUACCUACAACUUGAUCAGGGCUUGUUUGCAGAAUUUGGAGAAAUAGAAAAGGAUGAGUCAGUAAACCUAUUGUCUCCACCACAAGGUUUUGAUGAUCAGCAAAGGGAAUCCAACGCUUUAGAUUCAUUCCAUUUCUUUGACUGGAGAGGUGAUAUUUAACAGCACCAAAUACCACCUUAUUUUAAAAAUUUAAGGGAAGGUCGAAUGAGUAUAAUAUGAAAAAAUAGAUUAUGUAUGUGUUGAGUAAAACGAUUUUAUAUCAUCAUUCAAAUAUAAUUCUUGUUAA
This is a messenger RNA of Glycine soja, 1805 nucleotides long. RefSeq names its product probable WRKY transcription factor 35. The transcript is spliced from 3 exons. Gene Ontology annotation, cellular component: nucleus. Bases 389 to 1678 code for a protein of 429 amino acids. NCBI's taxonomy places the organism in Eukaryota, Viridiplantae, Streptophyta, Magnoliopsida, Fabales, Fabaceae. Gene Ontology annotation, biological process: regulation of DNA-templated transcription. The record is from RefSeq and is a predicted model, not a curated record. Gene Ontology annotation, molecular function: transcription cis-regulatory region binding; DNA-binding transcription factor activity.